AGGGGGGAUCCAGCACCCCCAGCUCCAGAGGAGGGGCUGGGGAAGGGGCUGGAGCAGCCCUGGGGCACGGCUGGGGAGGAUGGACACUGCUGUGCUCGCUCCUCCCAGGACAGUGAUGGCCCAGCUGCUGGCUCUGAGCUGUCAGAGGGCAACAAGGAGUCCCCGGGGCAGGAGGAAUCCUCCUCCUCCUCCUCAGGAAACUCCUCCUAUACAACGGCACUGACCAAAUUCUCGGAGAAAAGUGAAAGGGGGAUGCGGCAGGAAAAGGUGAAAGCGGUUGGGAGUGGAGCAGGAGUCCUGGAGAAGCUGGAAAAUGGAAAGAAGGUGCCUGAGCUUGGUUUGCCGAGCAAUUUCUGUGACAUCCUGAGGAAAGGCCGUGCUACAAACUCGGCCGCUCGAGAUGUUCUUUGUGCAGCAGCUGCUGGGGCAGGCAGAGGAGCGCAGGAGGAACGUGGGGAGCAGCUCGGGGGCUCCCAGGGAGCUCUCCUGGCCCUUCAGCAGCAGCAGCCAGCAGGGAGGCUGGGCACAGAGGGGCUGGUCCCUGCUGUGCCACCCAGCCAGCCCCAGGAGGCUGCCCCGUGCCCUGGGCACUCCCCAGGGCAGGCAGAGCCCGCGGGGAGCAGGGAUGAACUGACUGCCUCCGACUGCUCCAUAGAGAGGGGACACAGAGCCACAGAGAUCUCCCCUUCCUUCAGUCUGGGAGCUGAGGGCUCCUUCUCCCUGCACCUGGCUCAUCCCAACUUCCAGUCCACUCCAGGGCUGUUCCUGAAGAAAGCUGGGAAGGCAGAAGGACGUGCUGGAGUUGUGGAGAUCCCUCCGGACCUUCAGGCCUCUCCUUCCCAUUCCAAUGAAGAAGCCCCAGGGGAGUCCCCUGCCCCUGGAUGCCCUGGGGAGCAGCAGCCUCCCCAGAGUGCUGUGGACAAGACCUGUGCAUGUCUGGAGUCCCUGGAGCUGGAAUCCCCGUGCCCUGGCAGGAUGCAGUCCCUGCCCUCGCUGGGCUUCCUGGAGAAGGUGGGAGCACGUCUGGAGUCCCUGGAGCUGGAAUCCCCGUGCCCUGGCAGGAUGCAGUCCCUGCCCUCGCUGGGCUUCCUGGAGAAGGUGGGAGCCUGGGACGUGGGCCAGCCGCAGCAGGGUCCCGAUGCCACCAGCUCGCGUGUCCCAGGUGCGGUUCCCCCUGCAAGGGAAGCCUCCAGUGCCCGCCCCAGGGCUUCCAGCUGUGUGCUGCCAGUGCAGAAAGGCCCUGGAGAUGCCGAGGGCCGCGCUGCUCCUGCCUGCGGGGGCACAGGGUCUCUGGGAAGUUUGCGUUUCCCCCUCCCAGAGGCGCUGCCUGCCCCUGCCCUGAGCAGGUCCCGGUCUGACAACGCCGUGAGCAGCAGCAGCAGAGCCCUGGCUGGAGCCAGCCCAGGGCAGCUCUGGGGGGCUCUGGGGGGCUCUGGCAGCUCCACCACUCGAGAGGUGGCUCCUGGAUCUCCAGCUGAAGGCGUGCGGAGCGCCGCGAGGCGAAGCUCGGCCCCGGCUGUGUUCGUGUCCAGUGCUGCUCAGCUCCUCAGAAAGGACGGGAGCUCCCCGGCUGAGGAGCACCAGGAGUGUGAGGAGAAGGGAAGUGAGUCCCUCAGCCUCAGCAUGCCCAGUGGUGACGAUAUCAUGGACAUCUUUGGAGCCAUUUCCUUGGAGAGUUUGAGUUUUCCUGAUGGUCCUGGGGAGCCUCAGGAGGCCCUGGUGGUGCCCGGACCCUGCCCCAGUGCAGGAGGGAGCAGCCCCAUCCCCCCUGGAGCAGCACUGGAGACUCCCAAGAAAGAAGAGUUGAAUAUUGAAGAAAGGAUCCCGGUGUACCUGCGGAACCUGGGCAUCCAGCAGUCCCCUGGCACCAUCCUGGCGCCCUUCGUGCCGCGGGGGUCCCUGUGCGAGCUGGAGUUCUCCCCCUGGCAGCCCAGGAGCCUGCAGCCCGCCCUGGGCACCCUGAGCGAGGCUCCCCCGCGGGCUCAGGGUGCACUGCUGCCAGCCUUUGAGAUGUGCCAGGCAAGCCGUGGCUCGGACGUGUCCCCUCUGAGCGUGUCCCUGGCCGCGGGCUCCGAGGCUGGCUGGGGGCAGGAGCGGGAGCUGCCGUCCCCCCGGGAGCCGUGUCCCAGCUCCCCCAGGCUCCCCGGGGAGCGCCCACCCGGCCAGGGCACCCCCCUGGGCAGCGUCACUGCCGGCCUGGGGGGCUCCCAGGGCUCCCUGUGCCAGCCCGGGAGGGCAGCAGGGACGCGGGGCAGCGAGGACAGCAGCAGUGGGGAUUCCCUCAGCGCCCGUGUCAGGAGCCUGCUGGGGAGGCCUGGGCACUCCCAGGAGCUGGGCAGUGCCCCGGGGCUGUUCCAGAGCAGCGUGCCCGGGGCUGGCAGUGCCCCAGGGCUGUUCCAGAGCAGCGUGCCCGGGGCUGGCAGUGCCCCAGGGCCGUUCCAGAGCAGCGUGCCCGGGGCUGGCAGUGCCCCAGGGCCGUUCCAGAGCAGCCUGCCCGGGGCUGGCAGUGCCCCAGGGCUGUUCCAGAGCAGUGUGCCCGGGGCUGGCAGUGCCAGGAGCCGGGCAGGCAGCAGCAGCAGCAGUGGUGACUCCCUGGCAGCCCGUGUCCGCAGCCUCCUGGGCACCACCUCCCCCGGGAUCCCUGCCAGCCGCCUCCUGAGGAGUGCCGAGGAGCACGAGAGCAAGAUCCGAGCCUGGGUGAAGCUGAAGCUGGCCAGCCAGUCCCAGGAGCGUGGGCCAGACUGGGAUGAAGAGACCCUGCCCAGGAUGGAGGGAGUCGAGGCAGAGCUGCUCCCGAAGGCCAGGAAACCUGGACAGGCCAAGGAUCCCUGGCUCUGUGGGUUGGAAGCAGCUUCUGAGUACCUGAGGAAGCAGGAGCGGGUCCAGGCUUCCAGCUGUCCCAGGGACAGGGGUGGACACCUCUCCAGGACCCAUGGACAGCUCUCCAGCACACAUGGACAGCUCUCCAGCACUCAUGGACAGCUCUCCAGCACACGUGGACAGCUCUCCAGCACUGAGGGACAGCUCUCCAGCACUCAGGGACAGCUCUCCAGCACCCAUGGACAGCUCUCCAGCACCCAUGGACAGCUCUCCAGCUCUCAUGGACACCUCUCCAGGACUCAGGGACAGCUCUCCAGCACUCAGGGACAGCUCUCCAGCACUGAGGGACAGCUCUCCAGCUCUCAUGGACAGCUCUCCAGCUCUCAUGGACAGCUCUCCAGGACUGGGGAGCUCUUCCAGCCCAGCUCCCCACCAGCAGCACCAUUGCCUACAGCUGAUCCCUGGGAUUGGUCUCUGCUGCAGGACGUGCAGCUGAAACCUUGGGGUGCUGCUGACCUGCAGGACAUCCAUCUGAAGCCCUGCAGCACUGCUGACCUGCAGGAUGCGCAGCUGAAGCCCUGCAGCACUGCUGACCUGCAGCUAAAGCCCUGCAGCACUGCUGACCUGCAGGAUGCGCAGCUGAAGCCCUGCAGCACUGCUGACCUGCAGCUAAAGCUCUGCAGUGCUGCUGAGCUGCAGGAUGUGCAGCUGCAGCCCCCGGCCGUGGGGCACCCCAGCUCCAUGGCAGAGCUCCGUGCCCCUCUGGCCCGGGAUGACGGCGCAGGGGGCUCUGCGGCCGCCCCCUGUGCCCACGGGGAGCUGUCCCUGGCAGAUGAGGCUUUAUCCACCGUGCCUGAGGCUCCCUCGUGGCCCGUGAGGAGAUUCCUGAGCUGUGUGCACAUCACCCUCUCCUCCAGGGCCGGGAGCGGGGGGAACGGGAUCCAGCCGUGGGACAAACCUCACGGGAGGGCUCGGGCAGUGACUUCAAAAGCAGCUCCAGAAGCCUCAGUGGAAGCUGCUCCUGCAUCCCCUCCUGCUGAGGGUGCUCCCGAGGCUCCCAGCUCGGCUGAGCCAGUGGCCCCAGCAGGUCCCAGCCGGGCCUUUUCCCCCAGGCAGGAGCUGCUGCAGGGCAGCGCCAGAGCCCGGCUCCGGGACUGGGGGGCUCGGGGCACCCCCAGCUCUGCCCCCGCUGCAAAAGCUGGCACGAGGACUUCCGACGCUGCCACGCAGAUCACCACGGAAGGUGCCACGAGAGCCACGCUCUCCGCAGAGAUCUGUGUUGAUGCCCAGGACGGGGGAGGCCCUGCCCAGCUGCCAUCGCUGCCCAGCGCCCCUGAAGCUCCUGGGAUUGCAGCUCCGUCCCGCAGGGAGAUUCCCCCCUUCCCGAGGCAGCCGGCCCAGCCCCUGCUGCUGCCCUACAAGCCCUCGGGAAGCUCUGGCAUGUAUUAUGUGCCUUUCCAGAAGCCAGGAGCCACCGUGUCCCCCGGGGAGCCUGAGGCCAGCACAGCCAGCUCCCACUCAGGCUCAGAAGAGGCUCCUGCAGGGCUCCUGGCCCCAGUGCUGGGUGUGGCAGAUGAUCUCCCUGCAGCCAGGGCAGUUGCCCAGCACGGAAGGAUGAUCCACGCUCACCGGCCCAAGCUGGCCUGGCCUGAGGAGCACAGCACGCCACUGGAACAGCCUCCAGAGCUCCCAGAUGGUUCCAGGCGUGGUGUCCGCGUGCCCGCCGGGCAGAGCUGCCAGGAUCCCAGGGAGCCCUCCCGGCACGGGGCCGGAGCUGGGCGCGCUGCCCCCUCCUCGGGGGCUGCCCCCUGGUGCCGGUGGGGUCCCCGUGCCCCCCGGGGCACAGCGGGGCCGUUCUUCACCCUCGCUGCGGAGCCCGAUGACAGCAGGAGCGAGAAGCCGGGCGCCAGGGCGUCCUUCGGGAAUGGGGCUGCUGGCACCGAGCUGCCCCAUGGAGCUGCUGGCACUGAGCUGCCCCACGGAGCUGCUGGCACUGAGCUGCCCCACAGAGCUGCUGGGACCGAGCUGCCCCACGGAGCUGCUGGCACCGAGCAUUCCCACGGAGCUGCUGGCACUGAGCUGCCCCACGGAGCUGCUGGCACGGAGUAUUCCCAUGGAGCUGCUGGCAGGGAGUAUUCCCACGGAGCUGCUGGCACGGAGCUGCCCCACGGAGCUGCUGGCACGGAGCUGCCCCAUGGAGCUGCCAGCAGCGAUCCCGGGCCCCGUGGCCGGCCGGCUCGCCCGGAUGAGAGCGUGGGGAAGGCGCCGCGGCCGAGAGGCCGUGCCAGGGGCGGCCUGGAUGAGCUGUGGCUGAGGUUCCUGGAGCGCCAGGGCCGCCAGCAGCAGCAGCAGCAGCUCGGCGGGGUCGGGGAGCUGUCCCUCGUGCAGCGCCUGGAUCGGCUGGCCAGCAGCGGGGCAGAAGGAUGCCGAGGAGGAGAGCCCGGGAAGGGAGCGGCCAGGAGCGGGGCUGGCAGGGACAGCCGGGCCCGGGCGCGGCGCGGAGCCCAGGGGAACGCGGGCAGGACGCAGGCCACGCGCGAGCCGGGGCAGCGGCGGCCCGGGAAUGCCCAGUGA
Molecule: messenger RNA, 5394 nt
Organism: Lonchura striata (white-rumped munia)
Lineage: Eukaryota; Metazoa; Chordata; Aves; Passeriformes; Estrildidae
Source: RefSeq, a predicted model, not a curated record